UUACAAAUACGCAAACACUCGGACUACGAAUAAUGUCUGUGGUAGCCAACUUGUAACAUCUAUGCAUAGUAAAAAAGAAGGAAAUCUGACCAGCUGUGUGUAAUCUUUGUGGGGAGGUUGUUUUAUACGUGGUGUUCCAGUGUGUGAAAAUUUUUACGAUGGCUGAACCAAUUCGUGUGGUUGUUACUGGGGCAGCCGGACAGAUCGCAUAUUCGCUACUGUAUCAGAUUGGCAGUGGCGAAGUAUUCGGCAAGGAUCAACCACUUAUCCUUCAUCUUUUGGAUAUUCCACCCAUGAUGUCAGUAUUAGAAGGCGUCGUCAUGGAAAUAGCUGAUUGCGCUCUUCCUCUCGUGAAGGAGGUAGUACCCACAGCGGAUCCAGCUGUCGCAUUCAAAGAUGUGGAAGCGGCUUUUCUUGUAGGUGCUAUGCCACGUAAAGAGGGCAUGGAGCGGAAAGAUCUACUGUCUGCAAAUGUGCGUAUCUUCAAAGUACAGGGUGAAGCACUCGACAAAUAUGCCAAAAAGUCAGUUAAGGUGCUUGUGGUCGGUAAUCCAGCUAACACUAACGCGUUAAUCUGCUCAAAAUAUGCUCCAAGUAUCCCACGCCAGAAUUUCUCAGCUAUGACAAGAUUAGAUCAAAACCGUGCAAAAGCCCAGAUUGCAGCACGCCUUGGGAUUGGUGUAUCAGCUGUUCGCAAUGUUAUUAUUUGGGGAAAUCAUUCAUCCACACAGUUUCCUGAUGCACGUAAUGCCACAGCUGACAUUGGAAAAGGUGCACCUGUGCCUGUCUAUGAAGCUGUCAAAGACGAUGCUUGGCUGCAAGGAGACUUUGUGACGACAGUUCAGAAGCGUGGAGCAGCUGUCAUUUCAGCUCGUAAGAUGUCCUCUGCAAUGUCUGCUGCAAAAGCUGCUGCUGACCACAUGCAUGACUUGUGGUUUGGCACAGCACCUGGCGAAGUUGUAUCCAUGGGUGUUAUCAGCGAUGGAUCAUAUGGAGCUCCACCAGAUGUUGUUUUCUCCUUUCCUGUUACUAUAAAAAACAAACAAUGGGAAAUUGCUCAGGGACUGCCACUGGAUGAUUUUGGUAAAGAAAAAUUGGCGAUUACUGGCAAGGAGCUACUGGAGGAACGCACUGAAGCACUUGCCGUAUGUGAAUCUUGCAAUCUGUAGGGAAUUGCAGGACGAAUUAGUAAUGAGGGAAGCGCAGUGAGGUCUCUGGAUCAGUGAGUCAGACCACUAGUAAAAGGAUUACAUUGCUUUUCAUUAUAUUUAGUGCCAAAGAUAGUGAAAGGAAUAUGUAAGUUAUUGCAUUUUCUUGUUUCUCAUUCCCAGCUUAUUGGCUCAAGGAAGAGUAAACUAAGGUAGUGUUACAUCAGUGAUACUAUACUCGCAGCUUUUAAUAAGAUUGACACUGCUUUAUCAGUAUAUAUUUGCAGUUCAGUGGGCAUUCCAGUGCUGAAAAACUUGCUUAUAUGGUUACUUUUUAUGUGCAUCGGUAAUACGAUUUCACAUUGCUUUCUCUUUUAUACUCCAGUUUUUUUUUUUUGCCUUUUAAUUAUUGCUGUGCGAAUCAGUGUAGCUUAACCUCCCACCCCCCCCAUUUUGAUGGAUGAAAAUGUAAUGUUGUUUUAUAAAUGUCAGAGGAAAAAUAACCACCUGUUAUGUUACAGAUUAGAAACUAUUUUUAUGUAUAUAAAAUGAACUUCCUUUCAUAAAACAUGGUGCAAUUUGUAUGAGAUUUUACAAAGGUUCCUAGGUUCUUCACUAGAUUAAGAAGCUGUUAUAUAACUGAAGAUUGUGAUACUCGUUUUGACAAUUCUCACCCACUGCCAGAGGCUGUGUGUUUCCCUACUGUGUUAUUCUUGUGUUAAUGUACUCGCUGACAGCCUCACAUCACACCUUUCCAGGGUCCAUUGUGCAAGCUAGUUAUGAGCUGUAGCUAGUGAGAUACACCUAGGUAAUAUGAAUACUCAGGUAGAAUCAGUUCCAUAUUUUUGUUUUAAAAUGAUGUUAAACAUUGGAAAGAAAAUGUUUGUUUAAAAUCUUGUUAAAGUUUAUAUGUAUAUAAAUUUGUUAUUUCACUUUGGGAAUAAAUUUGUUAAUGCAGUUGA
Molecule: messenger RNA, 2110 nt
Organism: Schistocerca americana (American grasshopper)
Lineage: Eukaryota; Metazoa; Arthropoda; Insecta; Orthoptera; Acrididae
Gene: Mdh1
Product: malate dehydrogenase, cytoplasmic
Exons: 5
Coding region: 159-1169 (336 amino acids)
Biological process (GO): tricarboxylic acid cycle; oxaloacetate metabolic process; malate metabolic process
Cellular component (GO): cytosol; mitochondrion
Molecular function (GO): L-malate dehydrogenase (NAD+) activity
Source: RefSeq, a predicted model, not a curated record